GCGGCCCCUCAGGUGCCUCCAGCGUCCCUCAGCCUCGGCCUGGCGUUUUGGGAGGGACUGCCUGCCGCCGUCCCUCGCUCCGGAGCCGCUGCGGGCUUAGCCUCCUGGCCUCGGGUCUGGGGCGUCGGGGCCGCACAGGGCGGCACAUAUUUGGGGGAAUGGAAGCCUUCUCCGCUCCGCGAGGGGGUUAAGGGGACCAGGGCUCUCGGUAUCCUCAUCUUGGCGUUUCGUCCAGACUCGUGCGAUGGAGGACUCUGCCUGCCCUGGCCUGCGGCCCGCGAGGAGCUGGGGCUGGAGGAAGAUGGAUGGCAGAGCUCUGGCCCCUCUGAGGCGUGGGGGGAAGGAGGGAGUGUGCGAACAGAGAUCUUCGCUACUUCUGGCUUGAUUUUGGGGGGAGGGGUCUUCGCGUUGGUUCUUUUAGGGGCAUCCGUUAUUUCAACAGCCUUUUCCCCUCGAGGGAGAGGAGAGAAAAGGAGCCCGAGCCCCCAGUACCUUCCCUACUCUAGAAAAUCGCUGCUGUAGAAGACAAACAAGCAAAGGUCCCCCCCCCCCUUUUGUCAUGGCUCAGUUUGGAGGACAGAAGAAUCCGCCAUGGGCUACUCAGUUUACAGCCACUGCGGUAUCUCAGCCAGCUGCAUUGGGUGUUCAGCAGCCAUCACUCCUUGGAGCAUCUCCUACCAUUUAUACACAGCAGACUGCAUUGGCAGCAGCAGGCCUUACCACACAAACCCCAGCAAACUAUCAGUUAACUCAAACUGCAGCGUUGCAGCAACAAGCCGCAGCUGCAGCAGCUGCAUUACAACAGCAAUAUUCACAACCUCAGCAGGCCUUGUAUAGUGUGCAACAACAGUUACAGCAACCUCAGCAGACUCUUUUAACGCAGCCAGCUGUUGGAUUGCCUACAAGCCUUAGCUUGUCAACUCCUCAACCUGCAGCUCAGAUAACUGUAUCAUAUCCAACACCACGGUCCAGUCAGCAACAAACACAACCUCAGAAACAGCGUGUUUUUACAGGGGUGGUUACAAAACUACAUGAUACAUUUGGAUUUGUGGAUGAAGAUGUAUUCUUUCAGCUUAGUGCUGUCAAAGGGAAAACCCCCCAAGUGGGUGACAGAGUACUGGUUGAAGCUACAUAUAAUCCCAAUAUGCCUUUUAAGUGGAAUGCACAAAGAAUUCAAACGCUACCAAAUCAGAAUCAAUCCCAAACUCAGCCUUUGCUGAAGACUCCUCCUGCUGUACUUCAGCCAAUUGCACCACAGACGACGUUUGGUGUUCAGGCUCAGCCCCAGCCCCAGUCACUGCUGCAGGCACAGAUUUCAGCAGCUUCUAUUACACCACUACUGCAGACUCAGCCACAGCCUUUAUUACAGCAGCCACAGCAGAAAGCUGGCUUAUUGCAGCCUCCUGUCCGUAUAGUUUCACAGCCACAGCCAGCACGAAGGUUAGAUCCACCAUCCAGAUUUUCAGGAAGAAAUGACAGAGGGGAUCAAGUGCCUAACAGAAAGGAUGACCGAAGUCGUGAAAGGGAGAGAGAAAGGCGUAGAUCCAGAGAAAGAUCUCCUCAGAGAAAACGUUCCAGGGAGAGAUCUCCUCGAAGAGAGAGAGAACGGUCACCUCGGAGAGUUCGACGUGUUGUUCCACGUUAUACAGUUCAGUUUUCAAAGUUUUCUUUAGAUUGUCCUAGUUGUGACAUGAUGGAACUAAGGCGCCGUUAUCAGAAUUUAUAUAUACCUAGUGACUUUUUUGAUGCUCAGUUUACAUGGGUGGAUGCUUUCCCUUUGUCAAGACCAUUUCAGCUGGGAAAUUACUGCAAUUUCUAUGUAAUGCACAGAGAAGUAGAGUCCUUAGAAAAAAAUAUGGCUGUUCUUGAUCCACCAGAUGCUGAUCACUUAUACAGUGCAAAGGUAAUGCUGAUGGCUAGCCCUAGUAUGGAAGAUUUGUAUCAUAAGUCAUGUGCUCUUGCUGAAGACCCACAAGAACUUCGAGAUGGAUUUCAACAUCCUGCUAGACUUGUUAAGUUUUUAGUGGGCAUGAAAGGCAAGGAUGAAGCCAUGGCCAUUGGAGGCCACUGGUCUCCUUCGUUGGAUGGACCAGACCCAGAGAAAGACCCCUCUGUGUUGAUUAAGACUGCUAUUCGUUGUUGUAAGGCUCUGACAGGCAUUGAUCUAAGUGUAUGCACACAAUGGUACCGUUUUGCAGAGAUUCGCUACCAUCGCCCUGAGGAGACCCACAAGGGGCGUACAGUUCCAGCUCAUGUGGAGACAGUGGUUUUAUUUUUCCCGGAUGUUUGGCAUUGCCUUCCCACCCGCUCAGAGUGGGAAACCCUCUCCCGAGGAUACAAGCAGCAGCUGGUCGAGAAGCUUCAGGGUGAACGCAAGGAGGCUGAUGGAGAACAGGAUGAAGAAGAGAAGGAUGAUGGUGAAGCUAAAGAAAUUUCCACUCCUACUCAUUGGUCAAAACUUGAUCCAAAGACAAUGAAGGUAAAUGAUCUCCGAAAAGAAUUAGAAAGUAGAGCUCUUAGUUCCAAAGGCUUAAAGUCCCAGUUAAUAGCCCGAUUAACAAAACAGCUUAAAGUAGAAGAGCAAAAAGAAGAACAAAAGGAAUUAGAGAAAUCUGAAAAAGAAGAGGAAGAGGAGGAUGAUAGGAAAUCUGAAGAUGAUAAAGAGGAAGAAGAAAGAAAACGCCAAGAGGAACUGGAACGCCAGCGUCGGGAAAGAAGAUACAUUUUGCCUGAUGAGCCAGCCAUUAUUGUACAUCCAAAUUGGGCUGCAAAAAGUGGCAAGUUUGAUUGUAGCAUCAUGUCUUUGAGUGUACUUUUGGACUACAGAUUAGAGGAUAAUAAAGAACAUUCUUUUGAGGUUUCAUUAUUUGCAGAACUUUUCAAUGAAAUGCUUCAAAGAGAUUUUGGUGUCAGGAUAUACAAAUCAUUACUGUCCCUUCCUGAGAAAGAGGAUAAAAAAGAAAAGGAAAAGAAAAGCAAAAAAGAUGAGAGAAAAGAUAAAAAAGAAGAAAGAGAUGAUGAAACUGAUGAGCCAAAACCCAAACGGAGAAAAUCAGGCGAUGAUAAAGAUAAAAAAGAAGAUAGAGAUGAAAGGAAGAAAGAAGAUAAAAGAAAAGAUGAUUCUAAAGAUGAUGAUGAAACUGAAGAAGAUAAUAAUCAAGAUGAAUAUGAUCCACUGGAAGCAGAAGAAGCUGAGGAUGAAGAAGAUGAUCGGGAUGAGGAAGAAAUAAACAAACGAGAUGACAAAAGAGAUAUUAAUAGGUACCUAAAGGAGAGGCCCUCUAAAGAUAAGGAAAAAGAAAAGACUCAGAUGAUCACAAUUAACAGGGAUCUGUUAAUGGCGUUUGUUUAUUUUGAUCAAAGCCAUUGUGGUUACCUUCUUGAAAAGGAUUUGGAAGAAAUACUUUAUACUCUUGGACUACAUCUUUCUCGGGCUCAGGUAAAGAAGCUUCUUAAUAAAGUAGUUCUCCGUGAAUCUUGCUUUUACCGGAAAUUAACGGACACCUCAAAAGAUGAGGAAAACCAUGAAGAGUCUGAAGCACUGCAGGAAGAUAUGCUAGGAAACAGGUUGUUGCUUCCAACACCAACAGUAAAACAGGAAUCUAAGGACGUAGAAGAAAAUGUUGGCCUUAUUGUGUACAAUGGUGCAAUGGUAGAUGUAGGAAGCCUCUUGCAAAAACUGGAAAAGAGUGAAAAAGUACGAGCUGAAGUAGAACAGAAGCUGCAGUUACUAGAGGAAAAGACGGAUGAGGAUGAAAAAACCAUAUUAAAUUUGGAGAAUUCCAACAAAAGCCUCUCUGGUGAACUCAGAGAAGUGAAAAAGGAUUUUAGUCAGUUACAAGAAAACUUAAAGAUUUCAGAAAACAUGAAUUUGCAAUUUGAAAACCAACUGAAUAAGACAAUCAGAAACUUAUCCACAGUAAUGGAUGAAAUUCACACUGUUCUUAAGAAGGAUAAUGUGAAGAAUGAAGAUAAAGAUCAAAAAUCCAAGGAGAAUGGUGCAAGUGUAUGA
Molecule: messenger RNA, 4012 nt
Organism: Vicugna pacos (alpaca)
Lineage: Eukaryota; Metazoa; Chordata; Mammalia; Artiodactyla; Camelidae
Gene: CCAR1
Product: cell division cycle and apoptosis regulator 1
Biological process (GO): regulation of DNA-templated transcription
Cellular component (GO): nucleus
Source: RefSeq, a predicted model, not a curated record